GAAAACUAAGCGAAAUUAAUAUUUUGAAUUAUUUGAUUAAAUGGAGAAUGGCUCAAAUUCCUACUACUAUUCAAGAAAAGGAUAUAAAUACCUGGGAAAACGAUGACUAUAUUACAUUCAAAAAUGCAAUUAAUGAAUUUAUUCCUUUAAUUCGAUGGUUCCAGAUUUCAAAAAUAGAAUUUAAACAAAAUAGAAAAUUUCUUCGAAACGUAUUACCAGAUGAUUUGUUUAACAGCAUUUUAAUCUAUUACUUGGAUCCUAGUUCUCUACCAGCGAAUACUAGAAUCUUGGAACCAAGAUAUGCUUCAAAUUAUGUAUCAUCUGAACCAACGACCAGAUGUGAACCAUUUUUUAGUUCAUAUGAGGAUCUUGUCAAUAUUAAUGGAAGGCUGUUUCGAACUAAUGACCAAUUUGAUGUAAUCAUUUGCGUUAGCAAUGAUAUUGGUUUCAAAGAUUUUUAUGCUCAUUCAUUAAUUUUAUGUGCAC
Molecule: messenger RNA, 486 nt
Organism: Racocetra fulgida
Lineage: Eukaryota; Fungi; Glomeromycota; Glomeromycetes; Diversisporales; Gigasporaceae
Source: the annotation of a GenBank genome assembly